Propithecus coquereli (Coquerel's sifaka) is the source of this 688-nucleotide messenger RNA. Its product is annotated as UDP-glucuronosyltransferase 2B31-like. The transcript is spliced from 4 exons. The record is from RefSeq and is a predicted model, not a curated record. NCBI's taxonomy places the organism in Eukaryota, Metazoa, Chordata, Mammalia, Primates, Indriidae. The annotation marks the transcript as partial. Gene Ontology annotation, molecular function: UDP-glycosyltransferase activity.
GCCAAUGUGAUUGCUUCAGCCCUUGCCCAGAUCCCACAAAAGGUUCUAUGGAGAUUUGAUGGCAAGAAACCAGACACCUUAGGACCCAAUACUCGGCUGUAUAAGUGGUUGCCCCAGAAUGACCUUCUUGCCAAAGGCAUUUUGCCAGAAGAAAAACUCUCUUAUGACUAUUCAGGAGAAUUUCUUAAUCUAAUGGACAAUGAAGACAUAGAAAGGCUAGAUGAUGGAAAAUUAAGAAAACCUUGUUACUGUGAUGCUGCAUUGUGUACUGUUUUCCUGCCUUGUGACAGUUUACUGUAUAAAGAGAAUGCUAUGAAAUUAUCAAGAAUUCACCAUGAUCAGCCAACAAAGCCCCUGGAUCGAGCAGUUUUCUGGAUCGAGUAUGUCAUGCGCCACAAAGGAGCCAAACACCUUCGGGUUGCAGCCCACGACCUCACCUGGUUCCAGUACCACUCUCUGGAUGUGAUUGGGUUCCUGCUGGCCUGUGUGGCAACUGCUAUAUUCAUCAUCACAAAAUGUUGUCUGUUUUUUUGCCAGAUGUUUGCUACAGCAGGAAAGAAGGAAAAAAGGGAAUAAUUAGAUCUAGUCCUGAAGCUUGGAUUCCUGAUAAUCAUAGAUAGGAGUAGUCCAGUUGACUGCAGCAAGAAAGGGUUGUGGUAUAAGAUUUCCUUGUCCCUGUGACAACAUG